AUGCUACUCGUACUUUUCACCGUAAUGCUCAUAUCACAGACAGUUGAGAAAGGGAUGUCUUCGACAGAAUUUGACGGACUUGUGUGCUUAUAUUUUGUUAUAAAAGGUGGAGACAUUAUGUGCUCUUUCGCGAAUUUCGGGACCUAUAAAGGGUUCAGUGCUGGCUCGUGCACUUUGGAUUGCACGCUGGGUAACCGUUAUGUCAGACUGCCCAAUGGGACAUGCAGCAGGACAGGAACAUUGUCAUGCAAGCCGGAAGUCCUUGAAGUACUGGUGAAAUGGAAGUUGGAUUUGGAAGAGAUGGUGAAACCUAAAAAAUAA
Molecule: messenger RNA, 321 nt
Organism: Ixodes scapularis (black-legged tick)
Lineage: Eukaryota; Metazoa; Arthropoda; Arachnida; Ixodida; Ixodidae
Exons: 4
Coding region: 1-321 (106 amino acids)
Source: RefSeq, a predicted model, not a curated record